AUGGAAAGUAAGUCUUACUGUACUACGUCGUCAAGCACAUUCCCAUACCCCUCAAAAAACAGAAAUUUUGAUGUCAAAAAGAAGAAGAAAAAUGGAAGAGAGAAACACAAAGGCACAGUAAUACAAACGAUGACCAUUACACUAAUACACCCUAGCCUACCCUCCCUCCCUUCAGACAAGCUGUAUCUAACCAUCUUUUCUAGUCUCCUUUCCACACUCACUUCCUUGUUUCCUCCCUCUCUCUCUCGCUCCUCCCAUCCUAUUCAUCAGUCAACUCCUUUCCCCCACCCCUUCCCAUCCAUCCAUCCAUCCAUCCACCCAUCCCUCACAAAUCCAAAUCCAAUUAACACCUCCUACCCUACCCAACCCAACCUUACCCUUCCAUCACUUCAUUCCAUUCCAACCCACCAAUCUCAAAAGUCCUCAAGAAAGAGAAAAGAGAAAAAUAAAUCAAACCCCAUCCCAUCACACACUCCCCAAACGCCAUCUUGCUACUACCCCUCUCUUGAUUCACAAAGAGAGGAAGGUAAGUCGCGAAGAUAUGUAAGAAUCAAAGAAAAGAAAAGAGAAAAGAGAACUCCAAUCCAUCCAUUACCCAGCUAUCCAUCCGCCAAGGCACCAAGCCACGUCAACGACCGCUCGAGCGAGAAAGAAAAGAAAGAGAAUAACGAGCAGGUAUCAAUGCCCAUGCUAAUACCGUGUACAUCGUCGGGUGCGAACGAUUUCGGAAUGAACAAACUCCUUGCCUGGGCCAGUCCGUCCCAAAUCGAAAAAAGAUGCAAAGGAAACCAAGCAAACGAACAACGCUUAAUUCAAAUACUCAUCCAGCAAAACAUCCCCGUAGUACAAACCAGUAUCAACGUCGUCAAAAUCCCCGCACCAACCCGAUCCGCCUGGGUAGCAGGUUUGAUCGGCUCCAGUGUAUCUGAACUCCCACUCCCAGCAUUCGGAUUACUUUCACUAGUUCCACCCGUAGCAUUCGUCAGAGGAGCACCAAUAGGAACGAGAUCAAUGAGGUUGACGAAAAUCGCAGACAUGGCUGCCAUUUCUUGA
This is a messenger RNA of Hymenoscyphus albidus, 1053 nucleotides long. Lineage: Eukaryota; Fungi; Ascomycota; Leotiomycetes; Helotiales; Helotiaceae. The record is from the annotation of a GenBank genome assembly.